Molecule: messenger RNA, 369 nt
Organism: Caenorhabditis remanei
Lineage: Eukaryota; Metazoa; Nematoda; Chromadorea; Rhabditida; Rhabditidae
Exons: 1
Coding region: 1-369 (122 amino acids)
Source: RefSeq, a predicted model, not a curated record
AUGUUGUCGUUGUUCUUCUCCUCUCCACCAAUCCCGAGCCAUCCAAUUUUCGAUCGUCGCCUUCUCCAUCGUCCUUCCAUCUCGAGCCAUCCUAAUUUCAGUCGCCGUUGUAGUCGUUCUUCUUCCUCUACCACUCUCGACCCAUCCACUUUACAAUCGUCGCAUUCUCCUGUCCAGUGUCCCCGAGCCAUCCUAAUUUCAGUCGCCGUUGUCGUCGUUCUUCUCUUCUCUACCAAUCCCGAGCCAUCCAUCUUACAAUCGUCGCCUUCACCACAUCCAUUUAAGUCCGGUCCGAUGUCGUUAUCCGUCCACUUCUCCCAUCAACUCCAACCAUCUGAAUCCCGACAUCGUUGCUCUUCUUUCCACUGA